This is a messenger RNA of Sporothrix brasiliensis 5110, 4107 nucleotides long. RefSeq lists its product as uncharacterized. Gene Ontology annotation, biological process: DNA-templated transcription; regulation of DNA-templated transcription. Bases 1 to 4107 code for a protein of 1368 amino acids. Gene Ontology annotation, molecular function: DNA-binding transcription factor activity, RNA polymerase II-specific; zinc ion binding; DNA binding. NCBI's taxonomy places the organism in Eukaryota, Fungi, Ascomycota, Sordariomycetes, Ophiostomatales, Ophiostomataceae. The transcript is spliced from 2 exons. The record is from RefSeq and is a predicted model, not a curated record.
AUGGCCACAUCGUUGCACAACUACCCGCGGUCACCCAACUCGUCCACACGCUCGUUUGACUCCUCGUCUGUCGCCUCGCCGUCCGCCACCUCGCCGCGGCUGCUGCCCGCCUUGCACGGACGAUUCAACACGAGUGGCAGUGGCACUGGCACCGGCAGCGGUAGCGGCAGCAUCCCAAGCACACGGUCAGGAUCGCUGGCCUUGUCCGACGGGCGCCCGCCGACGCGAGGACUGGGCUUCACGGGAACACGACCACCACCAGCCUUUGCACCCGCCUGGUUGGGACUGCCUGGAGCAACCGCAACGCAACAGGGCGUCGGCGUCCUACCUGGCGGCGUCGCCAGCCGUCUGCCCGCCUUGCACGAGCGCGAUCGCAGCCACAGCAACCAACACGGCCACCAGCAGCCGCGGCCGCACGACACGCCCUACGGCUACCGACACAGCCACGACCACCACCAGAGUCACCCGUUGUACGGCCACGAGGCGCACGAGCAGCACACGUACGACCAGCACACGUACGAGCACCAGCACCACCAUCACCACCAUCACCACCAUCACGACCCAAACACCAACCCGCCACGGCCAAACGCCUUCUCGCACUCGCACUCCCAUUCCCACGCGCACACCCACCCCUACUCGUACUCCAGCAUGGGCCGCGACGACUCGCUGCCGCCGACCGACUCCCUGGCCAGCACGCCGGGGCCGGGCUACAUUGCCUUGCCGCCGCUGCACCAUGGCGGCGGUGGCGGGGGCGGCCGCGGAGGCAGCGCAACAACCGCAGCAGCAGCACCCCCACCACCGCCACCAGCAUCGACAUCCAUGGGCGGUCCUCAACAUCCUCUACCACCAUCACACGCAGCCAAGCGCGCGUACCGCCAGCGCCGCAAAGACCCCAGCUGCGACGCCUGCCGCGAACGCAAAGUCAAGUGCGACGCCACCGAAACGACCAGCUGCUCCGAGUGCUCCAACCGCCAGGUCAAGUGCCAGUUCACCAAGGAGACCAACCGCCGCAUGUCGUCCAUCAAGCAGAUGCAAGACAUGGAGCGCCAGCUGGACCGGCUGCGGCGCGAGAACGGCGGGCUGCGGCGCAUUUUGCAGGAAAGCCGGGCGCAGGGCGGUGCCACUGGUGGUGCCACUGGUGGUGCCGUCGCCAGUGGAAGUGGGUCUGUGUCUGUGGCCGGGUCCGGGUCCGGAAGUGGGCCGACGCCGAAACGGGAAGGAACGGACGGCCCGGUCCGGGCGGACCUAGAUUCGGACACACCCAUGGGCGACCACAGCGCCAUGGAGGACGACGACUACUACGAACACCAGCCGCGCCACCUUUCGCACGUGCCGCACCUCCAGCAUCCAGCGCACAGCAGCCGUCAAAUCCUCCCCUUGUUGCCGAUCCCGGACAUCGGCUCGAAUCCACCACGGCGGCAUCGGCGGACACCGCGGCUCUUGCCGUUUUCGGCUUCCACAAGACAGCCACCAUCCGCCUAUCCCUAUCCGUCCUCGACGUUUGCUGGCAGCAGCGGUGGCAGCAGUGGCGGCAGCGCACCACAGCCGCUCUUUGACCUCGGACGGGCGCGCGCCAACGUGCGCAUGUUUGCGCGCGGCCUCUGGGCGCCACCGGCGACGGCACUGACACACGCAUCACAGACACAGCCGUCUCUCACGACGACGGCGACGAGCAAUCUUCCUGAACUGCCUCCGCGCGACAUUGUCGACAACCUACUGCACGCCUACUAUGCCUCGAUACAUACCAUGCUGCCCAUGGUCCAUUGGCCGACGUUCCAGCGGCAGGUGGACGAACUGUACCGGACGGGCCCCGGCCCCGAAACGCCGCCCUCGUUUGUCGCCCUUUUCUUUGCUGUGCUUGCGGUCGGCGGUUUGUUUAGCACGUACUUUGUCGCCGCGCCCACGCCGUCAUUUACCGCCGUCCACCUCGCCGAGGCCGCGCGUACUCUGAUCGAUCCGUGGACGAUGACCGCGUCGGUGACGCCGACACUGGACGAUGUCCGCACGCUGCUCCUGCUUGCCAUCUUCCUCAACGAGUCCAACCUCAAGUCGGCCGCUUGGACGUGGCUGGCGAGCGCUGUGCGCAUCGCCCAGGCCAUGGGGCUGUACGUGGCGCCGGCCGACGGCAGCGUCGAGGGCCUGGAGUCCGAAAUACGCAGCCGUGUCUGGUGGUCCCUGUAUGUCGUGGACCGUACGAUGGCGCUCGACGCAGGGAACCGACCCGCGCUCAUCCAGGACGACGACUGCGACGUCGCUCUGCCGACAGACGACGGCACGGGCGACCCGUCGACGCAUCCGCAGACCAUGCUGGCCGUCUUGGAUGUCGUGCGGGCCUACACGGCCUUGGGGCGACUGCUCACCGCCACUUCGUCGUCCGUGUCUCCUGUUGCCGGAAACGACGGCAGCGGCCUGCCCCCCUCUUCGCCUCUCUCGACACCCUCGCCGUCUCCGUCCUUUGCCGUUCCAGGUGCAGCAGCAGCGUCCGCCGGUUCUGACGCACAUAUCCCCGCAACCCAUUUGGCCACCUUCGACCAGCACUUUGCUGCCUGUCUGCGCGUGUUCCCGGCCGUCUGCGACCCGGCCGUCAGCCACUAUGCGGACGUACAGCCGCCGCUCUCUCUGCAGUUGCUCAACCCGCUUGCAUACCUGCUUCAUGCUCGCCUCGUCCUCCAUCGCUACAAUUUGGCGCCGUAUGCUGGGGAUCUUGCCAGCCACCACCAUGCGCAGCACCAACAUCAAAAUCAAGCUUACAAUCAAACUCACAAUCAAAACCAAAACCAAAAUCAAAAUCAAAAUCGACAUCAACAAGCUCGUCUCACGGCCGUGGAACAGUGCACCCACACGGCGCUCGAGACGGCCACGCUCCUCCGCCGCUCGGGUCUUGCGGUGGACGGCGACCCAAGCCCGCCAAACGAACAGGCCGUGGCAUGGGCCGCCAGCGCCACGUCUCUCUUGACCAUGCAUCUCCUCCGCUGCACUCUCUUCCUGCUGCUGACGGGCCACACCGACGCCGCCGCCUUGCUGGUGCGCGCGCUGUCUGCCAUUGCCGUCGUUCAUCGCGACGUGGCUGCACCCUGCGGCCGCUUUUUGGCCUUUUUCACGUCGUGCCUGGCGUUUAAGCGCGCCGAGUACACGGCGUAUCUGGCACGGGCAGCGCCGCCGACGCCGCACACACCGCACACACCGCAUACACCGCAAACACCGCAAGCACCGCAAGCACCCCAAGGCCCACCAUCGGCGCGCCAGCAAACCAUACCGCCUGCCGCCGCACCUCAGUCGUUGUACGACGCCCUGGUCCGCGACGAAGAGCUGCUCGUGUACGUGAGCGCCGACCUGCAGGCGUCGCCCGACCGUGCGUGGGUGUGGGACGGCGAGGCGGGACCGGGACCGGGACCUGGGCCAGCGCCAGCAUCGGCAUCAGCACCAGCAUCGACACAGUCCGCUCCGACCGACUUGUCGACCGACGCGCCGCCCUCGUCUGCCAAUGCCUUGUCCCGCCCCGAUGUGCGGAUGGGCCUCUCAGACGAAGAGAGUCGCGACUGGGGCGGCUGGGACCGGCUCGAAAACCGCGUGCGCAGCCUGGCCUCGCUCGUCGGGCCAGGUUCCUCUUCCGCUUCGGCUUCGGCUUCGGCUUCGGCUUCGGCUUCGGCUUCAGCGUCCGGUCCCCUGGCAGCCACGGUGACGGCGAAUGCAAUGGCCGCUGGACCGCCACCGCCCACAUCCUACUCGACAACCUCGAAUACCACCGGCACCACAAGCCCUGUUGCCCACUAUACGCACCAGCCCGUGUCGGCCCUUUCGUCGAUGCCGUCCAUGGCCGCCAUGCCACCCAUGCCCAUGUCCAUGUCCAUGUCCAUGUCCGCGUCAGCCUCGUCCGCAGCGACAUCGCCACACCCUUCGACCCUGCCUCCCCUGCAGCCCGGGCCACGGCCGCAGCUUCCACCACCAGCACAGCAGCACCAACAGCAGCCUAGCUUCUCCAUGUCCGACGCGCCGAGCGGGUCGGCAGCUGCACCGCGCCGCGUGGACAGUCCUGUGCCUGCAGCGAGUGGAAGUGGAGGCAAGUCCAAGAACCAGGACCGCAUCAGCAUCGCCAAUAUCAUAUAG